AUGACUUUAUUACUGCGCACCAUGCGUGUCCAUUACCCUACUGCUACGGUACCUUGGACCCUGUGGAUGCUCAUUGCUGUAUCUUGGACCCAUCUAACCUCAGCAUCAUGCACCACCGCCCAGUGGAAACCUCUGGCCGGGCAGACAAUCGGCCUAGUCUUAAAGGCACUUGAUAUUACUAUACAGGACCUCAAGGCUUUGAACCCUUCUAUCGACGUUGAUUUGGCCAAGGAUUAUGACUUCUACGAUGUGCCGUAUAAGGAGAGAUUGGUUUUCGGCUCGUGGAGUACUGGCUGCCCACGCUUGCUUCAAAUUCCCCUCCAUCCAGUUGUACCCAUCCAUACCCCUACAGUCAGAAAAUAUGAAACAGGUGCCAGCUAUACUCAUGGCUGGAAAUUUUCAACUAACACAGGUCCGUAUGCCAUGCCCGGUACUGGCGUGAUCAUACGCCCGACAUCUACGACAGGCAAGGACCGAGAAGCGAGCAUCAUUGCUACUUCAUGUACCAUCUUGAAUAGCAUGUCCCAAAGCUUGGGAGUAAGCGAUGACGUCGCUGAUACGGUCGAGAAGCCAACAAGCGAAACGUAUGGUAAUAUACCAAUUGGAACGUUGAUGACUCUUAUACGGGUUCCGUCAGCCAGGACAACAUUCGACGAAGCGGUGGAACAAACCGCAGUAACUUCUGAUAACGAGAUAAAAACGUCGAUGGCGGCUCACUCGCAGAAGCCUACAGCGGAAUCGGUUUCAAUCAAUAUGCUAGGAGUCGAAUCUAUGAUGGGGAAACUAUAUACGCAGUUGGAGCAUUCGCAGGCAAUGUUGCACACAACAACAGCCGUAGAUUUGACUUCUCACGGAAUUGCAGAAACCACAGAAGUUUCGACAACGGUACUCACAACCCCACACAUCACAACAACUUUGACAGCGGAAUCAGAAGAUACCAACAGCCCAGUGCUGAUAACGUCGACAAUUACGCUUGUGGAGAAACAAACUGUCACGAGGGCUUCGCCCGGCCAAACGACUCUUCCAAAGCCUAUAUGUGGAGGUAAAGAUGACUUGCGAGGUCAUGUUGACAUUCAAGAUCAACGUGUAAGGCAGACUGCGUUUGAAUGGUGUUCCUUACCGGCUGUCAAGGGGCUCAUGAGUGCUGGUGAUGGAUGUGUAAAAGAUGUACAACGUGACUCGUGGGACGUCCUUUAUGAAUACUCCAUCUGUUGGGCGGAAGACUGCGUAGGCGAGUCACAGGACAGGCAGAAGCCCCUUGGGGAUGAAGGGCCUAGGUGUGAGGUUAUUCUUCACCAGUACAGCUGGAAAGCGUGCAAUAACGGAGGUGUGGGAGGGCAAGUCCAGGCUGGCUGCCUCAUCUACAAGAUACGAGCGGGGGUUGGAAAAGGCCAAGGUUAUUGA
Molecule: messenger RNA, 1404 nt
Organism: Fusarium redolens
Lineage: Eukaryota; Fungi; Ascomycota; Sordariomycetes; Hypocreales; Nectriaceae
Exons: 2
Coding region: 1-1404 (467 amino acids)
Source: RefSeq, a predicted model, not a curated record